AUGGCGGAGACAUGCCAACUACCGAACCUGCGACCACCGACUCUCGUUGAUGUGAUGAGAUACCGACUCCACCACGGCGCAAAUCUAGGCUCCGUCUUCGUGCUAGAGCGCUGGCUCACGCCGUCCAUGUUCCCCUCCAACGCCAUCGGACAAAGCGAAUUAUGCGCAGCAGAGGCCUGGGCCAAACUGGAAAGCCUUUCGCGAACGAAGGAAAGAUUCGAAACACAUUGGAGGCAGUACGUCAAUGACGGCGAUCUAGACUGGCUAAAGGACGUGGCGAAAUGUACGACGGUGCGACUACCGAUUGGCUAUUUCACACUUGGUCCGGCGUUCUGCGCACGUACACCAUUCGAGAGGGUGGCCGGGGUGUAUGCGGAUGCGUGGGGCUGUGUCUUGGAGUUGGUGAGGAGAUGUUCGCGGCGGGGUAUUGGCGUACUGCUUGAUUUGCAUGCUUUGCCUGGUGGUGCGAAUACGGGGAUUCACUCCGGGACUGAUGCUGGUGUGGCGGAGUUCUGGUGUUCCAUGGCAUUCCGACAUCUUGCCACGCAAUGUCUUAUCUUUAUUGCGAAGGAAGUCAAAGGAGUGGAUGGCGUGGUUGGAAUACAGCUUGUCAAUGAGGCUGAGUUUGAAGCGCCGAGGAUGUACGACUGGUACGACAGUGUUCUCUCCGAGCUGGGUAAGAUUGAUGCCAGCCUGCCGAUCUACAUCUCCGAUGGCUGGAAUCUGAAGCAAGCGAUUGACUGGAGCCAACGCCAGAAUUCGCUGACCGCACCCUUGUUGAAUCCCAUUGCCAUCGAUACUCACUGUUACUGGUGCUUCUCUACCGAAGACAAACAAAAGCCACCUCAGCAGAUCAUCAACGACGUGCCAGCCUCACUAUCCGCGCUCAAAGGCAAAGACGGCAAUAUCGUAGACCGUGGUGCGGCACAGGUCGUCGUGGGCGAAUACAGCUGUGUCCUCGACAACAAAACAUGGGGCAAGCGAAAUCCGACUACACCACGAAAUGAAAUCGUGUCAGCUUUCGGGAAAGCACAGUGCGAGCACUUUCAACGCCGAGCCGGCGGCUCCUUCUUCUGGUCAUAUCGCAUGGACUGGAUGAACGGCGGGGAAUGGGGAUUCCGGCAGAUGACGGAGGCGCACGCAAUCUCGACCCCAGCACACCUCGAACUCUCGCGAGAUGAAGUGCGAAAACGUAUUAGCGUCGCCAGAGCCCAACGCGAGGCUCGUGGGCGCGACGCUGUCGCACAGCAUAAUCGCUACUGGGACGGGACAUACCCCGGCCAUUACGAGCAUUGGCGUUUCGAGCACGGCUGGGGCGUCGGAAUUGACGAUGCCCUGGCGUACUUUCAAAUGAGGGGCCAUCAUGGGUUGGAAGGGGCGGACAAGAUUGGGAUGCUGGAUCUGUGGUGCUUGAAGAGGCUGAGGGAGGGUGGGGAGAGAUUGAGCGGUGGAGGGUUCGGGUGGGAAUUUGAGCAGGGGAUGCGGGAAGGGGUGAGGGAUUUCCAGGAGUGUGUUAGGUUGUAG
Neohortaea acidophila is the source of this 1524-nucleotide messenger RNA. RefSeq names its product glycoside hydrolase superfamily. The record is from RefSeq and is a predicted model, not a curated record. The coding region runs from base 1 to 1524 and encodes 507 amino acids. The transcript has a single exon. Gene Ontology annotation, cellular component: extracellular region; cell surface. Gene Ontology annotation, biological process: glucan catabolic process. Gene Ontology annotation, molecular function: glucan endo-1,6-beta-glucosidase activity. NCBI's taxonomy places the organism in Eukaryota, Fungi, Ascomycota, Dothideomycetes, Mycosphaerellales, Teratosphaeriaceae.